This is a messenger RNA of Triticum dicoccoides, 1957 nucleotides long. Its product is annotated as cysteine-rich receptor-like protein kinase 19. The record is from RefSeq and is a predicted model, not a curated record. The transcript has 6 exons. Gene Ontology annotation, biological process: protein phosphorylation. Bases 1 to 1353 code for a protein of 450 amino acids. Gene Ontology annotation, molecular function: protein kinase activity; ATP binding. NCBI's taxonomy places the organism in Eukaryota, Viridiplantae, Streptophyta, Magnoliopsida, Poales, Poaceae.
AUGGCCGCAUAUGCUGACGAGUCGGCCUUCCGGAGGUCCAUGGCUUCCAUUAGCAGUUGGGAGUCUGUUUCAAAGAUGACCCUCAGGCUGCCCAGCCAGACUUACAUGCUACUACUCCAACCAGAAGCGGCUAAUCUGCUAUCGUUUUUCUCUUCAACGUUUGCAGGUACAGCAACACUACAUUCUAGACCUGCUCGAUACAGCCUUUGCAAGCACAGCAGGUACCUCAAGAGCCUUUCUUGUUUGAUGGAAAGUGCAAACAAAGGAGGGUUUCGCCUUUUCAGGUGCCUCAAGUGUUUUGACAUUCUACGACAGCCUCGAAAUGUUUCACUCUACUACUCCGGUGGAUGUAACAUCGCCAUUAGAGCUAAAAUCAAUGUCAAGGGCGGACCCAGAAAUUACUUACAGCUUCUCAUCCUCCCUUACGUUACCUUAAGUUCUUUAUGUAUCAGCUUCAUUUCAUUUCUAACGAAGAUUAUAAGCUGGACUUCUAGACCUAGCCACCGGGGUGCAGAUUUGCCACUGAGCAAUGGGGUGUCUCCCCAAACCAAGGAACUGGAUUCCAUGGGUGUUGCCGCUAAUGAUUCUUGCACUACUCUGGGUGCUCCAAGCUUUGAGAGCAAUGGCACGGGUAGAAACGAGAAUGAGAAUGUUAUGAUAGCUGAAAAAAAUGUCAUGGUGGUUUCACAUACCGAGAGCAAUGAAGAUGACAAUUCUGAUGGCAGGAGCACCAUUGGAGAAAUGGGAGAUCUGAACAGUGCAACUGUGGCGCCAAGGGUUUUACCCUUCCAUUUAUUGGAAAAUAUUACAAAUGGUUUCUCUGAGGACCGGAAACUUGGUGCGGGUUCGUAUGGAAAUGUUUACAUGGGAGAACAUGAAGACGGGGAAAGAAUUGCUGUGAAGGUGCUUCAUUACACUCCAGGACUUGAUGAGCAAUUUGAGAAGGAGUAUCUCAACCAUGCAAGCCUCCAACACAAAAAUAUUGUGCGCUUAGUUGGCUAUUCUCAUGAAACUCAUUGUGUAUACCAACCAUAUAAUGGGAAAAUGGUUUUCGCGGAGAUGAGAAAAAGGGCGCUUUGCUUUGAAUAUAUGACUAAUGGAAGCCUUGACAAAUUUCUUUCUGAUGAAUCUAGUGGACACGAUUGGUGCACACGCUAUGCAAUAAUUAAGGGGAUCUGUGAGGGUAUGCAAUACCUGCAUGAGGAAUUGGGUUCCCCUUUAUAUCAUUUGGAUUUAAAACCAAGCAAUGUAUUGUUGGAUGAGAACAUGGUUCCAAAAAUAGCAGAUUUCGGCUUGUCAAGGCUCGGAGGAGAACACACACAAAUGACAAAAAAUGCUAUGGGAACACCGUAAGCUAAUUAAUUUCCCACGCGAAUAAAAUAUUUUUAAAUAUUUUAACAAAUUCUAUAUAUUUGCAUUGGACCAAUGUUAUUGGUAACAUGUAUGAUGUGCCAUGCAGUGGGUACUUACCGCCAGAGUACAUAGAUGCAGGUGUAAUCUCAAUUAAGUUUGACAUAUUCAGUUUGGGUGUUGUAAUCAUAAAGAUAAUGACCGGACCAACAGGUUACUUCAGGAUUGCUGAAAUGUCUCCCAAAGAAUUCGCCGAGCUUGUACAUGUGAAUUGGAAGAAUAUGCUACAAGCAAAAUCAUUGUAUGAGCCAUAUUCCGAACAAGCAAAGCAAUGCAUCGAAAUAGCUUUACGCUGUGUGGAUGCUGAUAGACACAAGAGACCGAGCAUAGGGGUAAUCAUCGAUAAGCUAAAUGAGAUGGAGACUGUGCUACAACUUCUUGAGGCGUCAAGGAAUGACACAGGUGUUGGAGUUAAACACGAAUAGUAUGUCACGUGUCCGGUUCCGUGUCCGUGUUGGCUUCAAAGUCAUUGCCGAGUAGGAUUGCUAGUAGACAUAGGUUAGCUACUAGUAUAUAUACUUGACUAGCCCUGUAAACUUUGUACCAC